AUGCUCAAUGGGUUGAGCCCCCAGGCUGGAAAAAUCUGGAAGAAGGCCAAUCUAACCUUCUCCCUUGAUGGCAAACAAAUGACUGAGACCUUCCUAAUCUGCAACACAGGGUCUCACGCUGCUAUCUUGGGAUUGAAAUGGCUAGACGCCCAUAACCCAGAAAUUGAUUGGAACCAACGCACCCUAUCCUUCCCCCACACUGCACCUGAUCACGUGGCCAUUGCCGAGGAGGAGGAAGCUGACAAGAACCCCCUUGAAGGAGUACCCUCCAAUUACCAUCAGUAUGCCAAGGUGUUUGGAGAAGAAGAGUUCAACAAGCUUCCUGUCAGAGUCUGA
Rhizoctonia solani is the source of this 336-nucleotide messenger RNA. RefSeq lists its product as uncharacterized. The record is from RefSeq and is a predicted model, not a curated record. The transcript has a single exon. NCBI's taxonomy places the organism in Eukaryota, Fungi, Basidiomycota, Agaricomycetes, Cantharellales, Ceratobasidiaceae. Bases 1 to 336 code for a protein of 111 amino acids.